CGUGCGGCUCUUGUGUCGUUCCUGAGGUAACCUGCUACAUUACCGCUCGUGUGAUGAGGAGUCGUGACAGCGGAGGCGGGCGGCGUCGAGCGGCCAUGCAGUCUCCUCACAGACGCAUCUAGACUGGCUCCCUGGCCUGCGCGAAGUUCCUGGGGGAGGGGAUCGAGGCGAAGAAAAGAAAAUAGCGCAAGGAAGAAGUUGAAGACAAAGAGGAAGCAGUCAAAGGAAGAAGUUCUGCCUGAGAGACUCGUGGAACACGUGGAGCGUUAUGGAUAAAAGAGUUUAUUUUAACGCCUGAAAAUUCAACGCUUGACAGUCAGAUCAGCAAGAGUUCAGUCAGAUGUAAGAUGUGACAGAAUGAAAGAUAAACUGUGCAAAGAUUAAAUAACACGUGAAAGUGGGUUAGUCGUGUUUUGCCAGGGAUCUUAAAAAAAAAAAAAAAUUACCGGAACAUUAUGGAAAAUCCGAGGACAGCGAGUUCACAGAGGAGUUGGAAGUUCGUGAGGGACUCUCUGCUGCUUUGCUUCUUUGCCGGCCGUGGAGAUGCUCAGUGCGACAGCUGUAUUGAGUACUGCUGUGAUGGGGUUCCUCCUUUCUGCUGCUCUUACUAUGCGUAUGUGGGAGACGUGCUCUCGGGAACGGCCAUCUCAGGGAUCGUGUUUGGUGUGGUGUUUUUGAUGGGCGCAGUGGCCGCCAUCUUUCUGUGCAUCUGUAUGUGUGUGAAGAACGGGCGUGGGGCGAGAGUGGGCGUCUUCGGCUCAUCAUAUAUCAACACUGUGACUCAGGGUUACCCAGGUCCUCCACCUCCUUAUAGCUAUGAUUAUGAGAUGUAUCCUCCUGAUCGACGGCCGCCUCCAUACACACCAACUCCAUCCAGAGGGGCAAACUACUCUCCACCUCCACCUUAUCCAGGCUACAGCCGCAAAUGAGCCUCCUAAUGUGCCUGAUUCUGAGAGGAUGAGUGCUGCACUCUGACAUGCACACAAUGAAGACCAGUGCUCUGUCAAUAAAGCAGGGAUUUCCACUCACUGGAGCAGCCGCAAAGAUGGUUCUUACAUGGGAUUUGACUGUUUUCCUUCAUGGCAUGGACAUUUAUGGUCUCACAAAUCUAAAGAACACUAAUAAACGUUAUGAGGCAACAGGAGACCAGGACAGGCCUAAAAACUAAGAUCAAAAAUUUGAUUUGGUAAAUGUGUUUUCUUGUGAUGCGGUUUGUUCAAAAUCAGUGUUAUUUCAUUAAAUGUCUAAUUAAGAUACAGUGAAAUGAACUGUUAAUAUGGGAGUAGACUUCAUAUUGUUGUACAGAGUAACAUUAUAUUCUUAUACCUACAAUGUGUCUUGAUUACUGUUGGAUUAAUUAUAUAGGAAAUAAUUUUCUAAAUGUAUUUAUUAAUAGAAAAUUGAAAGAGCAACUUGUUUUUGCAGUUGGCUACUAUUAUGAAAACAUACCAGGUGUUGUUAACUUCUCAGAAAACCACUAAUUGUGUCCAAACAGCAAAGCAGUAACUCUUUUUUUUUUUUUUUUGUCUAUUUUUACCUUUCAUAAUAAACUAAAGGCUGCAUGAUUGUUCUUUGAAA
Messenger RNA from Carassius auratus (goldfish), 1578 nucleotides. Its product is annotated as cysteine/tyrosine-rich 1. Bases 456 to 929 code for a protein of 157 amino acids. The record is from RefSeq and is a predicted model, not a curated record. NCBI's taxonomy places the organism in Eukaryota, Metazoa, Chordata, Actinopteri, Cypriniformes, Cyprinidae. The transcript is spliced from 4 exons.